This is a messenger RNA of Chelmon rostratus (copperband butterflyfish), 1431 nucleotides long. RefSeq names its product dual specificity mitogen-activated protein kinase kinase 6-like. The record is from RefSeq and is a predicted model, not a curated record. Lineage: Eukaryota; Metazoa; Chordata; Actinopteri; Chaetodontiformes; Chaetodontidae. Gene Ontology annotation, biological process: MAPK cascade; protein phosphorylation. Bases 300 to 1310 code for a protein of 336 amino acids. The transcript has 12 exons. Gene Ontology annotation, molecular function: ATP binding; MAP kinase kinase activity.
CUGUCAGACUUUGGCCACCCUAAAAGUGCAGGUUUUGUUAGCAAACUAACUCGAAGUGUACAACCCGCGCAGACUUUAUUUAAAGUUGUGCAUUCAUCCGCUAAUCGAUCUUUGAACGUGUGAGCCGGCGAUUGAAGCACUGAGAUUGCACGAAGACGAACCAUUUAGUUUUAAUCGCUGCUAGUUUUUGCAGAAGCCAGCGAUCCUGAGCGGGUGUAAGGCUAGAUGCAGGGAGGGAGGGAGUAAAAAAAGGCAAAAGUCUUUGUGCUUCCCUUCCCCCUCAUCAAAGCAAAGGGGAAAUGUCUCUGUCUAAAGGAGGGAAGAAGAAAAACCCUGGGCUGAAGCUGGCCAAAGAAGUAUUUGCACAGCCCCCACCAGCAGCAGCAGCGCCCCCUCGAGACCUCGACUCGAAAGCUUGUGUCACAAUUGGAGAUCAGAACUUCGUGGUGAAGGCCGAUGACUUGGAGCAGAUUGCAGAGCUGGGGAGGGGAGCGUACGGGGUGGUGGACAAGAUGAAACAUGUGCCCAGCGGUGUUAUCAUGGCUGUCAAGAGGAUUCGUGCCACGGUCAACACUCUGGAGCAGAAGAGGCUCCUGAUGGAUCUGGACAUAUCCAUGAGGACAGUGGACUGCUUCUUCACUGUGACCUUCUAUGGCGCCCUCUUCAGAGAGGGGGAUGUUUGGAUCUGUAUGGAGCUGAUGGACACGUCUCUGGAUAAGUUCUAUAAGAAGGUUAUUGAGAAAGGCAAAACCAUCCCCGAGGACAUCUUGGGCAAGAUCACAGUAGCAAUUGUCAAGGCAUUAGAGCAUCUGCACAGUAACCUGUCAGUGAUACACAGAGAUGUGAAGCCCUCCAACGUUCUGAUCAACACUCAGGGCCAAGUGAAAAUGUGUGACUUUGGCAUCAGUGGCCAUCUGGUGGACUCUGUGGCCAAAACAAUGGAUGCAGGCUGCAAGCCCUACAUGGCGCCGGAGCGGAUCAACCCUGACCUCAACCAGAAAGGCUACAGCGUCAAGUCAGACAUAUGGAGUCUCGGCAUCACGAUGAUCGAGCUGGCCAUUUUGAAAUUCCCCUACGACUCAUGGGGGACCCCGUUCCAGCAGCUCAAACAGGUGGUGGACGAGCCGUCUCCACAGCUGCCCGCUGACCGUUUCUCCCCAGAGUUUGUAGACUUCAUCUCCCAGUGCUUAAGAAAGAAACCAAAUGAAAGACCAGCUUAUACAGAAUUAAUGCAACAUCCGUUUUUCACUCUGCAUGACUCCAAAGAGACAGACGUGGCCAGUUUUGUCAAGGUCAUCCUGGAUGACUGACGGGCUCCCUGCGGGCUCCACCCCAUCAGGGUAGGCGGGGACCUCUCAGCGAAAUGAACCAAUGGCCUACCUUUAAAAAAAAAAAAAAAAAAAAAAACUCACUGGAAUGACAGACUCAUGC